Messenger RNA from Peromyscus californicus insignis, 915 nucleotides. Its product is annotated as UDP-glucuronosyltransferase 1A5-like. The transcript has a single exon. The record is from RefSeq and is a predicted model, not a curated record. NCBI's taxonomy places the organism in Eukaryota, Metazoa, Chordata, Mammalia, Rodentia, Cricetidae. Bases 1 to 915 code for a protein of 304 amino acids. Gene Ontology annotation, molecular function: UDP-glycosyltransferase activity.
AUGGCUACGGGGUUCCAUGUGCCCUUGCAAGGAUUGCUGGGGCUGCUCCUGCUGUGUGCCCUGCCCCGGACUGAAGGUGGGAAGGUGCUGGUGAUUCCCAUGGAGGGCAGCCACUGGCUGAGCAUGAGGGAUGUCACCAAGGAGCUCCAUGCCCGAGGCCACCAGAUUGUGGUCCUGGCUCCAGACGUGACUCUUCACAUCAAAGGAGAGGACUUCUUCACCCUCAAAACUUAUGCCUUUCCGUACACUAACCAAGGAUAUAAGCAACAAGUGAUAAAAAACAUUAACCUGGUCUUUGAAACAGGAAACUCUGUGAAGACAUUCUUUAAAACAUCUGAGGCUUUGAAAAAAAUAUCAGCAACUCUCUUAACGUCUUGCAAGAAUCUACUGCACAAUGAGACCCUGAUCCGGCACCUGAACUCCAGCUCCUUUGACGUGGUCUUAACGGACCCGGUCUUCCCCUGUGGGGCAGUGCUGGCCAAGUACCUACAGAUUCCUGCUGUGCUUUUCCUGCGGUAUAUUCCCUGUGGCAUAGACUAUGAGGCCACACAAUGUCCAAACCCUCCCUCAUAUAUUCCAAGUCUACUCACAAGACUUUCUGACCACAUGAACUUCCUACAAAGGACCAAAAAUAUGCUGUACCCUCUCGCCUUGAAGUACCUGUGUCGUGUAUCUUUCACUCCCUAUGAAAGUCUUGCCUCUGAGCUUUUGCAGAGAGAGGUGUCCUUGGUGGAGGUUCUCAGCCAUUCAUCAGUGUGGUUGUUCCGAGGGGACUUUGUGUUCGACUACCCCAGGCCCAUUAUGCCUAACAUGGUCUUCAUUGGGGGCAUAAACUGUGCCAACAGGAAGCCACUCUCUCAGGUCUGUAUUGAAGCCUUUAACCAAUCAAUAUUCUAUGCAAAAUAUAUUUUCUAA